GUGGGCGGAAGUAGAAGCGGGUUGGUUGAUCGCCGUGUUUCCUUGCGCAACCCCGAAGACUCGUCCGGGGCAGCGGGUGCCAGGUAACUGUCAGAAGAAGCAGGCAGUCCGACCAAACGAUGGGGAGCGAGGAUCGAACCCAGGGGUGGGAAACUCGUUGCUCUUUGCAAGACGUGCAGGGGAUUCCACUGCUGGGACCCAUUGCAACUCACUGGAAAAGGGUGGAGACAUUUAAGGCAUUUCCAGAAGAUGUCAUAAUUGCAACGUAUCCAAAGGCAGGAACAACAUGGACCCAAGAGAUAGUGGAUUUAAUCUUUAACCAUGGGGAUGCGGACAAGGUUAGACGGGCUCCAACACACUUCCGUAUGCCUUUCCUGGAGAUGACAGCCCCGAAUCCAACUUUGUCUGGGCUCACACAGCUGGAGACUAUGGAGCCUCCCCGGAUCAUCAAGACUCAUCUUCCUAUCCAGCUCCUUCCUAACACUAUCUGGGAGGCUGGAUGCAAGAUCAUCUAUGUAGCCAGGAACCCUAAAGACAGCGUGGUGUCCUAUUUUCACUUUGACCAUAUGAAUCUGAUUCAGCCUGAGCCCGGACCCUGGCCUCAGUACCUGGACAGGUUCAUGAAGGGAAAGUUGGGCUGGGGUUCUUGGUAUGACCAUGUGAAGGGUUACUGGAAGGAGAAGGAAAAGAAGAAUAUCCUCUACCUUUUCUAUGAAGACAUGAAGGAGUAUCCUUUCAGGGAGAUCCAAAAAAUCAUGGAAUUCCUCGGUUACCAACUCUCCGGUGAAGUGGUGGGUAAAAUAGCACAGCUGACAUCAUUUGCCGCCAUGCAAGGAAACCCCAUGGCAAACUACUCCUCUGUACCGGACACCAUCUUCAAUCGACAGGCCUCACAGUUCUUAAGAAAAGGGGAAGUGGGUGAUUGGCAGAACCACUUCAGUGCAGAGGAAGAUGCAGCGUUUGAGGCGCAUUACAUCACAGCGAUGGCCGACUGCAGCAUUCCGUUUCGCUUCUUGAUUUGAGAAACGUUUCCAGUGCUGUCAUCUGUUUAGUCUACCCCCUCCAGUGAGGGCAGUUUCCUGAGGGAUCCCGAGUAGAGACUCUUAUUUUGGCAUGCAGACAGUGAUGUCAUGAUAAAUCUGGUUUAUGUCACUCCUCACUGCAUAUACUUGGAAACCUUUUACGCAGUCUGUGGCAGCAAAUAACACCUCGUUUUUGCUACACAAAAUCACCCACAACUCACGUAUGAGCUACACGCUUGUUAACAUAAAUGUUUUACAGCUUGAAGCCCUGUUUUUAUAGAAUAUAGAACUUUAUCAUUGUUAUUUAUAGACUUUGUUAUCAGUUAACCUUUGUAAGGGCAACAUUUUAAAACGCAGUUUGUAAUUCACCUUCCAUUAAUGACUUUGUAUUUUGAUGUUUUGGUCUGGAACACUUGAUCAUUACGUUACUGCACCUUUGAUUAACUUCUUGUGAUGUCUGAGAUGAAAUGUCUUGUCCAUUUGUCCCGACACUUGAAUACA
Molecule: messenger RNA, 1523 nt
Organism: Lampris incognitus (smalleye Pacific opah)
Lineage: Eukaryota; Metazoa; Chordata; Actinopteri; Lampriformes; Lampridae
Gene: sult1st5
Product: sulfotransferase family 1, cytosolic sulfotransferase 5
Exons: 8
Coding region: 120-1022 (300 amino acids)
Biological process (GO): sulfation
Cellular component (GO): cytoplasm
Molecular function (GO): sulfotransferase activity
Source: RefSeq, a predicted model, not a curated record